GGCAUCCUGAAUGAUGCUUACAUCAAGCCUGCCGGGACCAUGCUCGGAGUCCGCAGGAGUGGUUGCCACGCACAUGCUUUAUCCUUACUCGGCAGUCUGUGGACGACGGAUGACAACAGGCACGCCUCUGGCUUCUGGGCUUGUUGGGUGGAGGCGACUUUCGUCUUCUUCUCGAGCUUCUUCCACCGCGGAUCGUCGUCAGCAAAGUACAUUCCUCGACAAAUUUCUGGAUUUUUGUGCUUUGCUGUCGUGAUGUUAACGACAGCCAAACAUUUAUCAGCAUUGACAAUGUACGCAUUCUGACCGUGCAAUGUGCGAAGCCAGAGAAGGUCUGGCACCUGGGCGCUUAUUGAAGGCGCUUAAAGUGUACAAGGUUACGUUGUGGCUCUCCUGCGAUCCGCUUGAUUGCCUCCUUGCACG
Messenger RNA from Schizophyllum commune H4-8, 420 nucleotides. RefSeq lists its product as uncharacterized. NCBI's taxonomy places the organism in Eukaryota, Fungi, Basidiomycota, Agaricomycetes, Agaricales, Schizophyllaceae. The record is from RefSeq and is a predicted model, not a curated record. The coding region runs from base 40 to 303 and encodes 87 amino acids. The transcript has 2 exons.